AAUCGCAUUCGUCCUCAUAUUCCAUCUUUGAAAAAGUAUACCUAUGGAAAGCACUUGAUUCAAAAGGUUGAAAAUUUGAUGCCUCUAGUUAUCCUUACUGAAGAAACACUAGAGAUGGAGGCCGCGGCUGAAAGCAACCAAAGCAGCCAAGAAUGAUCCGUUGUUACUUAUGGCUUAGACGAUACGCUUCUUUAGGAGCAUACUUGCACGUCAAAAACGCUCACUAAUGCUCACGCGAGUUACUUUCAUCUUCCCUAACCGCAUUUCUUUAUCGAAAGUAGCCACCGUUCAAAAAAAAAAAAAUUGUCUAUUGUAGUUAGCCAACUUCUUACCAUGCGAGGAAGUUUUCUUUUUGUCUUUUUUACUUAUUCCCUUUCAGCUAUAUAUUUUUGCUUUCUUCUGCAGUGCGGAGCAAACGGACACUGUGUACGGAUCGAUCAUAACUACACAUGUUCUUGCUUCCAAGGUUUUUCUUUUAUUUCUUGUACAAACACCCAAGCGCAAUGUAAAUACUGCGAUCGGGUAGCAGCCAGUUAUUCCCUUUAUCACUUUUGUAACAACUAGCUGCCCGUCAUUUUUCAUUUAUAAAAAUUCCCAUCUGUAUCACAAUUAACUCUCUACAUUAAUCGAAAGUAAAAUGAAAGAUGAAUGAAUGGCAACUAAAGUUAUUAAAGGCUAACAAGUUCUUUUUUUUCAUUAGCAUUGACAUCCCGUACGUUGGGGCAAACUAUCUGUCAGUAAAGUCGUCUGAUAGUAACUUAAGUAUUUUUCGGCGUUGUGAAUGUGUUAUUGGUGAGCGAUGAAGUGGGAUGGAGAGCACUUAUGUAAAGGUAUGUUGAUAUGCGACGUAAG
Molecule: messenger RNA, 852 nt
Organism: Umbelopsis ramanniana AG
Lineage: Eukaryota; Fungi; Mucoromycota; Umbelopsidomycetes; Umbelopsidales; Umbelopsidaceae
Exons: 2
Coding region: 334-564 (76 amino acids)
Source: RefSeq, a predicted model, not a curated record